This is a messenger RNA of Arabis nemorensis, 486 nucleotides long. The record is from the annotation of a GenBank genome assembly. NCBI's taxonomy places the organism in Eukaryota, Viridiplantae, Streptophyta, Magnoliopsida, Brassicales, Brassicaceae.
AUGGUUGAUCAGGUUCAGCACCCCACUAUUGCGCAGAAAGCUGCUGGUCAGUUCAUGCGAUCGAGUGUUUCCAACGAUGUCCAAGUGGGUUACAAGAGGCCUUCUAUGUACCAAAGACAUGGAACCUAUGGAAACUACUCCAAUGCUGCAUUUCAAUUUCCUCUUAACACAGCCCGGGUUAUGGCAACAACUGCUUCUCCUGUGUUUGUCCAAGCUCCAGGAGAGAAAGGGUUCACUAACUUUGCUCUUGACUUUCUGAUGGGUGGUGUUUCUGCUGCCGUCUCAAAGACUGCUGCUGCUCCUAUUGAGCGUGUUAAGCUUUUGAUUCAGAACCAAGAUGAGAUGAUUAAAGCUGGUAGGCUCUCUGAGCCCUACAAGGGUAUUGGUGACUGUUUCGGUAGGACUGUAAAGGAUGAAGGGUUUGGAUCUCUAUGGAGAGGAAACACCGCCAAUGUCAUCCGUUACUUCCCCACUCAGGUUGGUUGA